Molecule: messenger RNA, 348 nt
Organism: Plenodomus lingam JN3
Lineage: Eukaryota; Fungi; Ascomycota; Dothideomycetes; Pleosporales; Leptosphaeriaceae
Source: RefSeq, a predicted model, not a curated record
AUGUCGUAUAAUUCCGUCCACGUGGCCUAUUUUGCUACAGUACCUUAUCUGCAGAAGGUGACUCCGAGUCUUGAUAUCCGGGUCAACCUCAGCGGUCUCACUGCCACACAAUAUUCUGGAAGUCCGCCCUGUCAGCUGGCGGUGUCAUUGCACUCCGAUUCGUACUAUUUCCGGUGCAAAAUUCACAUUGAACGCCAAAUCCUAGUUUCUAGCGUAAGAUUUGAGGCAACUUCGUAUCGAACUACUGGUGUCGUCGGACUCAGGCUGAUGCUCAACGACGGCGUGCCCUGGCUGUUAUGGGCGACUGUUCAGGGCCUGUCAUCGGCUUACAUGCGGAGACUUCGAUAG